UGAGCAACUUCCGUCCCGGCCGGGGCCAGCGCCGCAGCGAGACCUGACCCGCCGGCUGCGCCCGCCCGGGCUCGGGUUGGAUUUUCACUUUCCCCAAGGCAGGAGGAAGAUUUUUUUUUUUUUUUUUCCCAGCUCCAUCUCGGGCAGUGCCAGGCGGAAGGAAACUGGGCCAGCCCUGAGCGCUGGCAGCAGGGAGGGAUUUGGGCACCACCAGCCUGGCCGGGACGUGCCCUCCCUGCCUUCCAGCUCUGCUUGGAGAGUUUCACUUAGUGUGUCCCUGCUGUGUUGUCCCAGUGGCUGGCAUUGCCAGGUGCCAGCUCCAGCUCCCUUUGCAAGUGAAAGAAAGCUCCUACUCCAGCCAGCCAGUAACUGCAGCUGGGCUGGAGGUGCUGAGCACAGGGGCACGGUGGGUGAGGAGACGGGGAGCAGCUGAGGUUGCAGAAGAGUGUUUUGUAGUGUCAUGGAACGGCACUGGGCAGAGGAGGAGGAAAGAAGAGGAAAGUGGCUGUGUUGUUUUGGGAGCAAAUGGUGAGGUCGUGUCAGGGAGAGGGCAGUGGCAGAGAUGGGGAACCAGAGAAGCAACAAAGCAGGUGGGUUGGCGGGGUUGGGGUGAGCUGAGCUUGGCCGGGAGAUGCUGGAGCCAAGAGGGGGAAGGAAAUGAACCUGGGAUGAGGACACCACCUUGUCCUGACCUGCAUUGAUGAGUAAACGUGGCUGAGUCAUAUAACAACUGAGCAAGUGACCCCUCCGACAUUAUCCCCAUCGUGUGUCCUGAGCUCUGCAGUUGUCUCUGUGUGCUGGGCCGUUAUUUCCGUGGCCUCCGGGAGCCCUUUGUCAGGCAGUCCCUUUGUUUUGUCCCAGGGGCUAUGACAGAUCCUGAGGGCUGGUCCCUCACAACCCCUGGCGCUGGGAGUAGGGCUGGAGCAGAGGAGAAGGGCUGGUCGAGGCAUCUCAGGGGAGAUGAAACGAAGGGGCUGCGCUGGGGGGGCUGGAGGCAGCAGCUCCGCCGUGUUCCUGGGGGUGGCAGGGAGCAGCCCUUGCCCCUGAGCCUGCUUUGCUGUCCUGCAGAUGGCUGAUGGGGAAGAGGACCCCGCCGUGUUCAGCUGCCGGUCCCUGCCCGCCGACCCGCGGCUGAUGGCCACGGUCACCAACGCCUACCUGGGCACGCGGGUCUUCCGGGACAUCCUGCACGUUGGUGGCGUGUACAGCGGGGCCGGGGGGGACACACAUCGUGCCGACAUCCCCAGCCCUGCCAACGUCAGGGUGACAGUGCCUGGUGUGGACAGCCUGGCCCAGACCUUCAGCCUCAACACCCGCACGGGAACCUUCAGCCACGUGCUUCAGUCCACUGAUUUCACAGCCACCCAUCAGAUCUACGCUCACCAGUCCCUUGUCCACCUGCUGGUCUCCAGCAUCACCAUCCAGCGAUCAGCUCCCACCACCCAGCCCAUCACGGUGCAGCUCCAGACGCCUUUCGUGCCAAAGAGCCAGGACCUGGACCUGAAGCAAGGGCCGGAUUUCCAGGGAGCACACUACAUCUACGGGAGGACGCUGGUUCCCGAGGUGGAGGGAGGGCCCCGUCCCACCAUCCACAUGCUCUGGAGGCCGGUGCCACCAGCCCUGACGCUGCGCGGGGAGGAGCGGGAGCGAUGCUGGGAGUUCCUGACGGCCGUGGCCGAGAGCCGGGAGGAGGUGCAGAGGAGCUACAGCGAGGGGGUGGCCCUGGGGGCCACGGGCUCCCUGCGGGCUGCCCACCUGCGGGGCUGGGCUGAGCUGUGGCGAGGCUGCUGCGUGGAGCUGGACGGGCCCCUGCCCUUGAGGCAGGCUCUGCACGGGUGCCUGUACUACCUGCUGAGCACCGUCCCACCCCGGGACAGCCCCGGGUUCCUCUUCCAGGGCAUCAGCCCUGGGGGCCUGUCCAAUGGCACUCGGGGUGAGGACUACUGGGGGCACGUCUUCUGGGACCAGGACACCUGGAUGUUCCCAAACAUCCUGCUGUUCUACCCCGAGGCUGCCCGAGCCAUCCUGGAGUACCGGCUCCGCACGCUGGACGGGGCGCUGUGCAACGCGCGGGAGCAAGGCUACCAGGGUGCAAAGUUCCCGUGGGAGAGUGCGGCCACUGGCCGGGAGGUCUGCCCCGAGGAGAUCUAUGGAGCCCAAGAAAUCCAUGUCACCGGGGAUGUCCUGAUGGCCUUUGAGCAGUAUUACUGCACCACGCAGGACCAGAAGCUGUUCAGGGAGGAUGGAGGCUGGCAGCUGGUGGGUGCUGUGGCUCAGUACUGGUGCAGCAGGAUGGAGUGGAGCGAGGAGGAGCAGUGCUACCACAUCAAAGGUGUCAUGCCCCCAGACGAGUAUCACUGCCGGGUUGACAACUCUGUCUACACCAACGCCGUGGCCCGGCGCAGCUUGGACUUUGCAGCUGAUGUGGCUCGGGACUUCUUGGUCCCCGUGCCAGAGCAGUGGCUGGACUGUGCCAAGAGAGUCAAAGUGCCCUUUGAUGCAGAGAAGAAAUAUCAUCCUGAGUACGAUGGCUACAGCCCAGGUGAACCUGUCAAACAAGCUGAUGUUGUCCUGCUUGGGUUCCCCCUGAUGCACCCCAUGAGCCCUGAAGUCCGAAGGAAUGACCUGGAGGUCUAUGAACCCGUCACUGAGCGGGACGGGCCAGCCAUGACCUGGAGCAUGUUUGCAGUGGGCUGGCUGGAGCUGAAGGAGGUGCAGAGAGCCCAGAGCCAACUGAACAAGUGUUUCAGCAACAUCACGGAACCCUUCAAGAUCUGGGUGGAGAAUUCAGAUGGGUCAGGAGCUGUGAACUUCUUGACAGGAAUGGGUGGAUUCUUGCAAGCCGUCCUGUUUGGCUACACAGGGUUCAGGAUCACCAGGCCCAGCCUCCGCUUCGACCCCGCGCUUCCCGAGGACGUCAACAAGUUGGAAGUCACUGGUGUCUCCUACCUCAGCAACAAACUGAAGUUCACCAUCACCAAAGGAGAAAUCAGGGUCCAAGUGACCGAGGCUCCCCAGCACCCUCUGGCAUCUCCCCUGGAAGUGGUGCUGGAGGGCUCGGGGCAGCACUUUCCCCUGCGGGAAGGGCAGAUUGUCUCCUUCCCCACAGCAGCUGGCUGGAUCCAGAGGUCAUCCACCCACGCUUCGAACCUGGGCUGAGCUGGGAUGUACCCACCACAGCAGCAGGAAUGAGCUGAAGGGGCUUGUUCCUGCUUUCCCAGCUGCAUCCAUGGGACUGCCCUGGCUGAUCCAGCUGUGCUCAGCCCAGUCCCUGCCGGCGCUGGCUCCCCGAUCCACCAGCAUCUCCUGCUUUGGUCCUUGUCUUCUCCUGGCCAUCCCUGUCCCUCCUGAGGCUCCAAGGACUUUGGGAACUUCAAGGGCUGUGGAGGAUCAGCCACCACUGCUUGGCCACCUCGCUCCCACCUGCCAGUGCACAAAAAGAGGAGGAUCCCCCACCCCUGGGGUGUCAACACCCUGAGCAGCUGGGACCCCCCCGAGUCCAGCUGCUCCCCAGAAUGAGAAGCUCUGUCGAGGCAAAGCCCAGCACGGUGGCAUGGAUGGAGGUCAGGCUGGAGCUGAGCAUUAUUCUUGCACUAAUAGUCCCAAAAAACACAGCCAAAAGCAUUUUAGCCCUGUGCGGGCAGCACACAGCCCCUGUUCUUUUGUGUUACUCAGUGUAUGACAUCCCUAUCAUGUUUUUAACCUCUUAUUGACAUUAUAAUCUCUCUUUUCAAGCA
This is a messenger RNA of Apus apus (common swift), 3737 nucleotides long. It is a transcript of the gene PGGHG, whose product is annotated as protein-glucosylgalactosylhydroxylysine glucosidase. The transcript has 15 exons. The coding region runs from base 1069 to 3159 and encodes 696 amino acids. Gene Ontology annotation, biological process: carbohydrate metabolic process. NCBI's taxonomy places the organism in Eukaryota, Metazoa, Chordata, Aves, Apodiformes, Apodidae. The record is from RefSeq and is a predicted model, not a curated record. Gene Ontology annotation, molecular function: catalytic activity.